This is a messenger RNA of Harpia harpyja (harpy eagle), 2773 nucleotides long. RefSeq names its product nucleoredoxin like 1 (gene NXNL1). The record is from RefSeq and is a predicted model, not a curated record. NCBI's taxonomy places the organism in Eukaryota, Metazoa, Chordata, Aves, Accipitriformes, Accipitridae. Gene Ontology annotation, biological process: photoreceptor cell maintenance. Gene Ontology annotation, cellular component: mitochondrion. Bases 546 to 1166 code for a protein of 206 amino acids. The transcript has 3 exons.
GCGGGGAGGGUCUCUGCCCGCCCGGGGGUUAACGGGCGGUUUGGGAAAGCGUCAUUCGUGUCCGCACCGGGACCCGCACGCCCGACUUCCACGGCCCGGGACCGGCACCAGCCGGGACACGCACGCCCGGUUCUCCCACCGCCCAGGUCCGGGCACACCCGGGACCCCACGGCCCGGGACCGGCACCAGCCGGGACACGCACGCCCGGUUCUCCCACCGCCCAGGUCCGGGCACACCCGGGACCCCCGGCCCGGGACCCCACAGUCCCCGCACACCCGGGACCGGCAGCACCCGGGUUCCCCGGGACCGGUACUGACCCCCUGAGCCCGGGACCGGCACCGCCCCCCAGGCCCCGACCUCCCCGUUUAAGCUGAUUACCGGAUGCUCCGGUGAAUCCGGGAUCGUUAAUAGCCGGGAUUGGCAGCGGGGGCGGCCGGGGAGCUGCCGGGAAUCCGGGGGGCUCCGCAACCCCUUCCCACCGCCGAGCACUCACCGGGAACGGUGGGUUCGGUCCGUCCCACCGGAUCAGUCGGCCUCGUCCGUCCAUGGCCGCCCUCUUCACCGGGAAGGUCCUGAUGGCCAACCGGGAACGGGACGAGGUGGAGACGGAACGGGAGCUGGGCCGGACGCUGGAGAACAAGGUGCUGCUGCUCUACUUCGGAUCCGGUCAGUGCCCGCGGUGCCGGCAGUUCUCCCCGCUCCUCAAGGAUUUCUUCCUACGGUUGACCGACGAGUUUUACGUGGAACGAGCUUCGCAGCUGGUCCUGGUGUACGUGUCCCGGGACGAGACGGAGGAGCAGCAGAGCGCUUUCCUGAGGUCCAUGCCAAAACGCUGGCUGGCCAUACCUUUCGGGGACGCCUUCAAAAGGGAGCUGGAGCUGCGGUUUGCCGUGUCCGAGGUGCCCACGGUGGUGGUGCUGAAGCCGAACGGGGAGGUAAUCGUCGGAAAUGCCGUGGAAGAGAUCCAACGCAUGGGCCCCGCUUGCUUCCGAAACUGGCAGGAGGCUGCUGAGCUGGUAGAUCGAAAUUUUCUCUUGGCAGAGGAUUUUGACGACUGCACCAGGAGAAGCAUCACCGACCCCAUCCGCCGCCUCAAGUACAAGCUGGACAAGAAGACGGAGGCGAAGAACAGGGAAAGGAAAGAGGAAGGUGAAGAGUCUCCUUAGGGACUCGGGAGCUUGCGGCUGCGCCGGCUGGGGACGUCCCUCAGGUCACUGUCCCUACCCGACGUCUCCAGAACAGCAACAUCUGUCUGUGUUGUAGAAAUCCACUAAAAUCACGUUCGUUUUCCAAAAGGUGAAUUGUUUUAAGGCAAAGGUUUUCAUAUCGGGAAAAUUGGUUAGCAUAAUAAGGAUAUUCCGACCCUGACUAAAUUACAUUUCCUUUUUAUCACCCUAGGACCUAGCGUAGUAAAAAUCUCACAGUGACAUCUUUGUCAUUUAUUUAGCAAAAAAGUGAGAAGAUAAUUAACUGCUAGAGACCGGCAUUCAGUGAAUGACUCGCUAAACAGUUUUAAUGGGAAUCGCAUGAAAAAAAACCGGCGGCAUGCCCAGGCGCUGCUAUGGAGGUACAGAGAAGCUGUGGCAAACAACAACGGGAACAGAAUCCCUGCGAUAAACCCAUGUAGGGUUUUUUUUUUUUAGGAGACAGGCACCCACGUGCUAAGUGAGCAAGUCCUGAGAAACCUCCCACAUCGCUGCUCACGUUACACUGCUGAAAAUUUACAUUACGGACAAAUCCCACAGAGAAGCAGGUUGCUCCAUGACCGGAAUUACAACGUGCAGCAGCUGCCCCGGUGACCUGCCUCGCCGAGCGUGAGCCACCUCUUUUUAUCUGCUAAUCGCGGUUGCCAUCUGCUGCUGCAGAGUGCCAAGCGCUGCCGAUGGCAGCAAUCCACCGGGAAGCUGAGUCCCAUCCCGGGUGGAAGAUCUGCCUGUCCUAAACCUGCCAGGGCAGCACAUAUCCUUAGUUAAACAUCGCUCUGCUCCGUCCUGUCAAAUUCAACAGAUUUGUGUGAAGCCGACGCUCUGAACGGCUGAGAGGGAACACGCUCUGUAGCCAAAAAAAUCUCGUUUACUGAGCCUGCAGGAAAUCCUGCUGCGCGCAUCCCCCACUUUCAGUAAUCAAGGGGUCUGAAAAGCAGGAGAAGGGGGAAAAGGACCAUUAAUUUGCUCGUUUCUGGUCCCCUGUUCUCCACUGUAUCACGGGGGAGGUGAGCGGAGGAUUUACAAAAGCUUUGCUGGAUCCAUGAAGGAUCUGGGAAGGAAAGCGCAUGUUGAAGACAGACAGAGAGGCCGUGCAAGGCCGGCUUGUUCAACUUGUUUUCUCACUUAAUCCUCUCUCUCUUCACCCAGCAAGUUUAUCAGGUAGAUCAGGGAAGGAGGAGAAGUCCUGUAAAAUAAACAGUUGGGAGGGACUCUGCGUUAGGCAGAACAAGAAGGGCACUUCCUUCAGGAUGCUCUGUGGUGCGUGGACACUGCGUGAAAAGGCACAAAUAAAACCCAAAAGUGCUUUCAGGUGACAUACCUGCUGGCAGAGUGAAGCAGUACUGGCUGAUGGUCGCUAAUGAAACAAUAUUCCAUUUACCUCGGGCAAUGUCCAGCAGUUAGCAUGCCUGUGUUUAAAAAAGAAGUUAUAAAUCACAAAUUAGGAACCUGGAGCAAUGGGAGGGAGGCAAAGGGUGUCAUUUUCACCUGUUAUUAACUGGCAGUCAGGUGCUUCUCCUCGUCCCCAUGGAACUUUGAUGUCAAUAAAAGGACACUCUCCACCUGAA